Molecule: messenger RNA, 2468 nt
Organism: Oryzias melastigma (Indian medaka)
Lineage: Eukaryota; Metazoa; Chordata; Actinopteri; Beloniformes; Adrianichthyidae
Gene: ucn3l
Product: urocortin 3, like
Exons: 2
Coding region: 1241-1681 (146 amino acids)
Biological process (GO): cellular response to nutrient levels; adenylate cyclase-activating G protein-coupled receptor signaling pathway; hormone-mediated signaling pathway
Cellular component (GO): extracellular region
Molecular function (GO): corticotropin-releasing hormone receptor 2 binding; hormone activity
Source: RefSeq, a predicted model, not a curated record
AGAACUCAGGGCUGCCAAGCGUUUCUGCAUGGUGCGUUCACUGACUUCUGGACAUUAAAAGCAAAACAAAGCAGUUUUUCCAGAGAGAAUGUCGAACACCAGAACUGAUCCAUAUAUGAUUUAUUGAUUGAAUAGUGUCAACUUUUUUUUCCUGAAAAACUGCUUUGUUUUUCUGCAGAUUGUAUAAAAAUGACAAAAAUCUAGUAGCCAACUGAGUUGGGCCGAGUGGCUGUUUGGGUCCGCUAAUGUUCAGAGCUCAGUGAACGCAUCAUUCGCAGACACUUGUUGGUCAAUCAAUCUGUUUGGUCAUUGGUUUUAGGGAAAUAAAGGAUGGAGGGCUGGUGCAUGAGACCAGGUUAGGAGCGUAGACCCACUAAUAAAUAAAAAAAAAACUAAAAAAAACUACUUUUGUGUAGUAUUCUUUUGUUGUUUUUAUUGUCAAUCCCAAAAUAAAGAGACUUAAAGCAGGUGAAGUCUCAGCAUCUCAGUGUGAGACUUUGUUUUCUUGUUAAAACUUGAUAUCAUCUCGUUAUAAUGAGAAAACAAUUAAAAAAAACGUGGGGCCACUCCAUAGUGUAUUGUUUUCUUCCAUCAUUCAAGUGCCUUUUUCCUUCUUUAGUAACACCUGAAUACAUUACAGACAUUUUUAAUCAGGGUAACUAUUUUCUAAAAUACAACCAUUGCAGGGGGCUCCUUUUUACUGUUCGCCCUGGGCCCCCAAACUGUCAACUCCGCCACUGGAUUUUAUAAACUCUGGAAGUGAGAUUGCUGCUGUUUGGUAAUGAGAGCUGUCCAUGGUGCUGAACAAGUAAUCCAACACUUGUGUCCAAAAGUCUGGUGGUUUGACUAAGAUCUUCCAUGAGAAGAUUAAUCACCUCAACACACCCAGGAGGAUUAUGGUCUGCAUGAAAACAAGGGUCGUGAUGCCUCAAACAGGAGGUCACAACUUUUUUUUUUCUUUUUUAAUAUAUAAUUUAUGAGUUCAGUAACUAUAUCAUGACAUCACAGCCAAUAGGAAGGCUCGUGGCAAACCAAAAUGUCAAGGAGAUGACGUUGUUGCUGGCGUAGGGCUGCAGUUUGAUGGCUCCUACUAAACGAAAGCUGUGGGGAAUGGACGCAGACAGACACUCCGCUCUGCUGACCUCCGCGCGCGCGCAGACUGGUGCAGGCGGACUUUUCCACGCGGGGACAGACUGUGGCACACUAUUUCUUCACCAAAGGACCAGCGUGAGGACCCAGCAUGCUGAAGACUCUGCUGCUGCUCUCGGUCCUUUGCGCACCGACCUCCAGCCUGUGCCUGCGCGUCUACCCGACGCGCUCCGGUCUCCUCUGCAACAUGGCAAUCGGGGUCGACAAAAGCGAGCCCGACUACUCCCCAACAGACGGGUGGGGGUCCCUCCUGCAGUCCGCGGAGUACCUCUCCUCCUCCUCCUCCUUAUCCGCUGAAUCCAGUCGGGAAAAAAGGACUUCCAGCCCCGCAAACUACCGCUUCAUGAGCCGGACCAAGCUCAGAGGGCAGAUGCUGCGCAACAACGGGGACCGCAGGAGUAGACUGACGCUGUCUCUGGACGUCCCGACCAACAUCAUGAACGUCCUCUUCGACGUGGCCAAAGCCAAAAACCUGCGCGCAAAGGCGGCGGAGAACGCGCGUCUCCUGGCGCAGAUUGGACGCAGAAAAUGAAGGAAAACGGACAAUUCUCCUGAAGGAACUUUAAAAAUACAGAUAAACAUGACUUCAAAUACAUGAGUAAUUUGCUCUAAAGUUUAAUCUCUGUAAGUUUGCGCUUUUCUUUCCAUGCUUAGAGCACUGAGAGGGAGAAAGAAAAAAACUUUUAAUUUGAAAAUAUUUAAAUGCCUUCAAUGUAUGAAGACUAAAACUCCCAAAUUAAAAGACUUUCCAAAGCUGUGAUUGAUAAAUAAAUUAUAUCCAUAGUGCAUUUAUGUUUAAAAAAAUGUGUUUUACUGAAACGACAAAUAUUUUUGUUGAAUUUUAAUUGUGUCCAGACAAAUGAACUUUUAUUUAGUGCGAUUUAUAUAAUUUAAAUCAUCAUUUGUUGCAUGUCCAAUGCUUUUCCAGCUUUUAAAUAAAAUGGAUAUGAAUAAUGACAAAGCACUUUUGUUAUCAGAGGGUUUUGCUUUUCAUUUUUCCUUUAAAAAGGUAUUUUCAUUAACAUUUUAUGUUAAUAAUUGCUGUAUUUUUUAAUUUUCUUAAGUUUUUUUUCCUGUUGGCUAAAAUAUUUUUGUCUUUCUAAAUGUUUAAAUGGACUACCCAUAUCAAAAUAUUAAAAAAUGGUAAUAAACAGAUAAAAAAAAUACAUCAACAAUGACAAAAAUGUAUAAACCACUUGUGCGAUUCAGUAAAACUGCAAAUGCAUGUGAAUGUAUGUGUGUUCAUCAGAUGUGUCUUAUUUUUAUACUCAAAAUAAAGGAUUAUUUUUCCUCAAAUAAAGCAUACCUAACUACCCACA